UUGUUUCCUUGUUCCAUGUCUUGCAGGCAGAAGGAAACAGGAACCGAUCACAGGAAGCCGCUGCCCAGGAAAGGGAUUCCUUUGCCCAGCAUGGAGCCCGCUGGCACCCCCGAGGAUGUGCAUGUCCUGGUGGAAUAUGGGUUUCAGUACAUGGAUAAGGGUGGCUGCUUCAUUUCCAUAAAGCCCAACGAGAGGUACAUCCUGCUGAAGAGAACCACUGACCACUGGUGGCACGUUAAAAAAAAUAAGGACAGCAAGCCAUUCUACAUCCCAGCACAGUACGUGAAGGAGCUGCCUCCAAUCACCCAACCCAAAAACUUCUAUGACCAUCCUGCUGAGGAGUCUGGAAAGCCCAGCUCUGGGCAGACGGAGGAGAGUGCUGUCCUGGAGCCCACCAGGGCCAGUCCAGAGCAGCCUUUGCAAUAUAAAUACAAAUUUGUGGGCACUGCUCAGCAAACCACGAAUAUAAAUGAACCCAGUGGUCUCUCUGGCUCUGUAUUUUUGGGGUCUGUGAUGCCAGCUGGAAAAAAUACCUCCUUGUUAGGGAAGACUCUGCCUCAAGUUGCUGAAGAGACAAAAGUUUCCCCCCCUGUGCUGAGUUCAUUUCAAACAAACCACGAAUAUAAAUGA
This is a messenger RNA of Gavialis gangeticus (Gharial), 630 nucleotides long. RefSeq names its product rho GTPase-activating protein 27-like. The coding region runs from base 16 to 630 and encodes 204 amino acids. NCBI's taxonomy places the organism in Eukaryota, Metazoa, Chordata, Crocodylia, Gavialidae. Gene Ontology annotation, molecular function: protein binding. The transcript is spliced from 2 exons. The record is from RefSeq and is a predicted model, not a curated record.